This is a messenger RNA of Aedes aegypti (yellow fever mosquito), 2179 nucleotides long. RefSeq names its product zinc finger protein 2 homolog. Gene Ontology annotation, molecular function: DNA-binding transcription factor activity; zinc ion binding. The coding region runs from base 194 to 1894 and encodes 566 amino acids. The transcript is spliced from 3 exons. The record is from RefSeq and is a predicted model, not a curated record. NCBI's taxonomy places the organism in Eukaryota, Metazoa, Arthropoda, Insecta, Diptera, Culicidae. Gene Ontology annotation, cellular component: nucleus.
UCAGAUUGUUUUUGUUUUGAUUACGCUUGUGUCUUCGUCUCGAUUUGUCAGCCACAAACAAAAUAUUAAGACUUAGUGCUUGCAAUAUUACGAUAAUGUUUAAACUACAAGUUUUAUUAUAAGACGCGAUAUCCUAGCUCCAGUCUAGAGAACAUUAAAGGUAUCAACAACCGGAAACAGCUGCCUAUUUGUCAUGGAGAGCACCACCAGUAUGGAAUGUCGGCUGUGUCUGGAAGCGCUUUCGGAACCCAAAUGGUCAAUCGAACAACCGGAGCUCAAGCAACAACUUGGCCAGGUGUUCCGUUUUGUGAUCGAAAUCCAGGCCGGGUUUCCCACCGACAUUUGCAUCGCCUGUUUGACAAUGGUCGAAGAGUUCUACCUAUACUCGGAGCGGGUCCGAUGCAAUCAGGACAAACUGGCCGCCCGCCUUAAACCCCCGGUGGGUGAGAACCAUCCGAUCAAAUCUGAAACACUAGAUGAGCUAGAUAUCAAGGAAGGCUCCAUUGACGAGCUAUGCAAUGAUAACACAUUUGACAACGACUGUACCGAUGACGUUUUUGUGGAAUCUUUCGUAGCGAUAGAGAUCAAAGCGGAACCACCAAACAAGCGAAAAACCAGAUCUCAGCAGAAACUCACGGAAAAUGACAAUGAAGUGAAAUCUAAAAAGGAUAAAAGACAAAAGAGUAAGACUGAACGGAAACGCACAGAAGAACUAAAAGUAGAAAAAGAAGAAGAUCAUUUAGAUGAAAUGAAAGAGGAAAUGUCCGCACAGAGUAGUACAGACGAUGAGGACUCACUGGAGGAUGAAUAUGAACCAGACCAAAAUAAAGCAAAAACACAAAGAAGGAAUCCAAAGCACGAUUCGGCAAGGCAGAAGAAACAAACCAAGAAAAACGAAUCUUCAAGCAAAGAGCAACGACAACAAGAUGAUAUCCGUAUACAGGAAUUUUAUGAAAUGGUGUGCGAUCUUUGUAAUGAUAAGCUGCCAGAUAUGUCCUCCUUGCGGAAACACUUCCGGGCGGAACAUGACAAGGCAGCAUAUAUCAAGUGCUGCAAUAAGAAGCUGAUGAGACGGGGAACUAUGGUUGAUCACAUUUUGAUUCAUGUGGAUCCCAAGACGUACCGUUGCGAGCCAUGUGAUAAAACCUUUAAAGGCAAGAGGUACCUGCAAGAGCACCUGGAAAAUGUACAUGGAAGCAUCGAGGAGCGCCCGUACAAGUGCGAGAAAUGUGACCGAUAUUUUGCGAAGGAAUCGCUCCUUAAAACGCAUAUUUCCAAUCACAGAAAGGUGCACUGCUCUCAAUGUAAUCAAGAGUUUCCCAAUUCACGAUUCUUGAAUGAGCACUUGAAGACGGCCCAUGGCAAUGCGCAUUUGACCAGGGUUUGCGAUCGAUGCGGAAAGUCGUUUUCGGGGCCAAGCGCACGAAGUGGCCUCAAGCAACACAUCGAAGGGGUUCAUUUGAAGCUGGGCGACAAAACGAAACACCAGUGUCCCCUUUGCCAGAAGUGGCUGCUGGGAAAGCGUUGUUUGACGGUGCACAUGCAACUACACAGCGAGGUAGGCCUUCCGCAUAUUUGCAACAUUUGCAAUCAAAACUAUCCACACUCGAGAGCACUGACCCGGCACAAGCGCUUUGUACACGGAGAGCUGAAAUUCGAAUGCGAGUUUUGCGGCAAGAAAUUUAGGAAAUCAGUUGCUUUGAAGGAACACCGAGCGACCCACACCGGAGAGGCGUUGUACACGUGUAAGAUAUGUGGGUCCACGACAAAUUCCAACGCCAGCUACUAUUCACACAUGAAGAAGCAACACCCAAUCGAAUGGGCAGAGCAGAAAUUAAAAGCGGAAGAGGCAAAUAGGCCUACCGCCGAGCCAACUAUGACCUUGGAUGUGUAAGGACGCGAUUGCGAUAUUUAGGGGAGUCUCAUACACUUGAUCAUAUUAGGAAUUGACAAUUGUCUGCAUGAAUAGUGCGAUAUGCUGAAGAGAUUUUAUGGUGAAAAGUAACUUUUUGUGUAAAAGUAGGAUUACCUGGUUAAAAGAAAUUUGGAUGAGAAAUUCUUUUAACUUUCUUGAAAUUAUCAGAAUAGCAGAGAAUUUUUCUCAAUUUUCUUCGAAUGAAGUAUCGUAGCGUCUGCCUUGAUACUAACGCAAAAAUAUCAACCCUCUCUUUUCCACGAC